This is a messenger RNA of Vigna unguiculata (cowpea), 1774 nucleotides long. Its product is annotated as phosphatidylglycerophosphate phosphatase 1, chloroplastic/mitochondrial-like. Lineage: Eukaryota; Viridiplantae; Streptophyta; Magnoliopsida; Fabales; Fabaceae. Gene Ontology annotation, cellular component: cytoplasm. Gene Ontology annotation, molecular function: phosphatidylglycerophosphatase activity. The record is from RefSeq and is a predicted model, not a curated record.
AUCUGGGUGGAGUGGUGGAGAGGAGGUAGAGUGAAAGGAAAAGAAAAGAACAAAGGAGAAGGGGACGGACGAUGAUUCUUACUUGCCAUAGAAAGAACUGCAAGAACAGAUAUCAUCAUCAUCUUCCCAGCCACAACUACCGGGUCUCGUUUCUUCUUCCUCACUGAAAGAGCACAACACACAAAACCCUAACAUUCCCGAUGUCAAUUAGCUUUCGAUGAGACCCGAUCACCAUUUUCAUCCUCAUCAGUGUCCAUCACUCUAGCCCAUUUGGAGUUCUCUUGACAGGAACCGCCGUGCGUCAACCGUGGCCACCGGCUUCCACCGCCACACUCACCGGACCGUGUCGUCUCAUCUUCGGCAAGCUUUGUUUAUCGCCGCCGUUCACCGCCGUUCACCACCAUACCUUCAUCGUGUUGGGCCUCCCUGUAUCCAACACCACUGUAGUGACGUAAGCGAAGAACUCCUAUCAUAGCCUCCGGUCAAUCUCUCUUUUAGUAGCAAUGAUUGAAGCAUACAUCUGUAGCAACAUGUGGCCAUGACAUUGGUUAAGCAAGAAAAAGUAUAAAAUGCUGUCAACUACUGUCGCUGCUCAGCUUCCAAGUUGUUGGUACCGCAUUCCCAACCAUCUUAACGUCCAUCAUGAUGCCCAACAAAAGAGAAAACUCACCACUCUAUCACUUUCCAAUGCAGAUAGCCAAAUUUCCCUCAAAAACUUAUGUGACCUAAGUCUUCCUCAGACCCAAAAUUGCAGCAAAGGGCAAGAAAGCAAUAACCGUUCAAUACAUAAUCCCAAUUCAAAUCAGAACCACAAAAACUUAUUAUUUCUACAAUUGCUCCCUGAUAGUGACACAGAUGACAUCAAUAAUCAAAAUCCAAGAACAAGAAACCACUGCCAACACCAAGUAGACGAACAAAGAGAAUUCAAGGACAAUAACAAGGCUAGCCUUUUCACAAACAUGCGGUGGGUAGAUGUGAAAGCAGCACUUGGCCAAAGAAUCAACUUGGAGGCCAUUCUAUGUUCAACUAUGGUGAUCUUUAAAGACCCGAAAUUGGCAAUGCCCCAUAUUUUUGUUCCUGAUAUAAGGUAUGUUGAUUGGGCUGAGCUGCGCAGAAAGGGAUUUAAGGGAGUUGUCUUUGACAAAGACAAUACCAUUACAGCGCCUUACUCUUUGAAGCCCUGGCCACCACUUGAGUCUUCAUUGGAGAGUUGUAAAUUGGCAUUUGGUCAUGAUAUUGCUGUGUUUAGUAAUUCUGCUGGACUUCAUGAAUAUGACCAUGAUGGUUCAAAAGCUAGGAUGCUUGAAGGUGCAAUUGGAAUUAAAGUCAUCAGACAUAGGGUGAAGAAGCCAGGCGGUACAGCUGAAGAAACUGAAAAGCAUUUUGGUUGUGAAGCUUCGCAAUUAAUUAUGGUGGGUGAUCGGCCAUUCACUGACAUUGUUUAUGGCAAUCGGAAUGGGUUUCUAACUAUUUUGACAGAGCCAUUGAGUCUUGCUGAGGAGCCAUUUAUUGUUAAGCAGGUGAGGAAGCUAGAAAAUUCAUUUGUAAGGUACUGGUCCAGAAGAAGGUUGAAGCCACCUAGCCAGAGGUUAUUGCCAGAUCCAAAGUUAUGUGUCAGAGAGCCACAUCCUUCACAAGACUAAUCUCUAAACACCGCCACCUUUUUUUUACCAUAUUACUGCCCUUGAGUAAUUGCAUAAAUGUGAAUAAUUUUUUUUUAAAUAAUCAUUUAGUUUAUUUUUUACCAAAUGGAAAGCAUUCCCCAGCUGUCUUA